UAUAAACACGUACACACAUGAAUAAACACACAUACACAACACAUAAAUAAACACAUACACACUUUCGUAGGCAACUCCAACCCACCCAGCUUUAAUAAUUUUUUUCCCACCCAAAACUACAACAUCGGGACAAUGCACGUGCGCGCACUCAGUUAUUUGAAGACUGUGUGUUCAAGUAUUGUCAACUUCUCCACGUCUCCAGCUGCAUCCUUCUCCAGUACUGCAUUGAAGAUGAGCAACAUAAAGACAAUUGUCAUCAGUGGUCCCUCUGGGGCUGGCAAGAGCACCUUGCUUCACUUACUCAUGAAAGACUAUCCGACAAGCUUUGCAUUCAGUGUUUCUCAUACCACAAGGAAACCACGGCCUGGAGAAGUCGAUGGCAAAGAUUAUCACUUUGUCACUCAUAAAGAAUUUGAAGAGAUGAUACAGAAAAAAAAGUUUUUGGAAAACGCUAUGUUUUCUGGAAACUACUAUGGUACAAGUAAAGCAGCAGUUGAAGAAAUCCAAAAGACCGGACGAAUAUGUAUUCUCGAUGUAGAAAUCAAUGGUGUGAAAAGCAUCAAAACAACUGGUUUGAAUGCAAAAUAUAUAUUUGUACAGCCACCAUCUAUAGAAGCCCUGGAAAAGAGACUGAGAGACAGAAAAACUGAAACUGAGGAAUCCCUGCAGAAACGGUUGGAUACAGCAAACGAAGCGUUAGAUUAUUCCAAGCAGCCCAGUGUCUAUGACCAUAUAAUUGUAAAUGACAAAUGUGAUGAAGCUUAUCAAAAGUUAAAAGAAGUUGUCCAAGAGGACAUCGAGAAACUCAAGUGAUUUUGAUACCGUCACUCUGUCAUCAAAGACCUACUCCAACAGUUUCAUCAAAUAAUGAAAGAAAAAAAAACACAGAAAUACAU
This is a messenger RNA of Octopus sinensis (East Asian common octopus), 896 nucleotides long. Its product is annotated as guanylate kinase. Gene Ontology annotation, molecular function: GMP kinase activity. NCBI's taxonomy places the organism in Eukaryota, Metazoa, Mollusca, Cephalopoda, Octopoda, Octopodidae. The transcript is spliced from 8 exons. The record is from RefSeq and is a predicted model, not a curated record. Gene Ontology annotation, biological process: purine nucleotide metabolic process. Gene Ontology annotation, cellular component: cytosol. Bases 133 to 813 code for a protein of 226 amino acids.